This is a messenger RNA of Ylistrum balloti, 1231 nucleotides long. RefSeq lists its product as uncharacterized. NCBI's taxonomy places the organism in Eukaryota, Metazoa, Mollusca, Bivalvia, Pectinida, Pectinidae. The record is from RefSeq and is a predicted model, not a curated record. Bases 47 to 703 code for a protein of 218 amino acids. The transcript is spliced from 4 exons.
UCUCCAACCAGAAAACAUAGUUGACAGUGCACUUGUGACCUGUAACAUGCCGAUUGUCGUAGAUUUAGGCUUUCAGCUCAUGGACAGUCAGGAACCCUCACCAGAGACUAUUUCCGCAAUGAUCAUGUCCGUCAUCGAAGGGGCGUGUAGUCGCCUCGCACAUUUGAUUGACUGUGUAGAGCACUAUAUGCCUACGUCAACCAUUUUUCUCGACGUAUUUCUUCUUAAUAUGAUGGACAUGAACAGACUGAAUGCAAAUGAACCGGCCAUAGCCGACGGUUUCUGUACUCCUUCUAAAAAAUUAGGUUUUCAGAGUGCGAUAAACUGUAUGAUGCAACCAAACAAUUCGGCCUCUAUACAGAUGUGUUUGACUCCAGAACUUCAGACCGAAUUUGAAAUCUUCGAUAACGUUAGUGAGAUAAACGCCGUAGACGGGAUAGACAUCAGAAAUAGAUUCUGCAGCCCCGUCAAGUCCUUUGUAAACUGUAUCCUGGACAUAGUGGAAACGAAGUGCAACGAUACAACCGUCCAAACUAUGGUUGCCACGGGCCGAGACAUGCUACUGUCCAUUUUGCGAUCUGACUGUGGAGGGGUUACCGACCCACCAUUUGUAGUGGAGGAUGGCGCUAGAGGCCUCAGCGUACAUGCCUUCUUGUAUCUCCUAAUGGGUUUAGUAGCCGUUCUGGUAAGCCACCGGCUCUAGUGGGUUUCUUUUCUCAUAAGUCACCGGCUCUAGUGGGUUUCUUUUCUCGUCAGUCACCGGAUCUAGUGACUUUCUUUUCUCGUCAGCCACCGGAUAUAGUGACUUUCUUUUCUGGUUAGCCACCGGAUCUAGUGACUUUCUUUUCUGGUUAGCCACCGGAUCUAGUGACUUUCUUUUCUCGUCAGCCAUCGGAUCUAGUGACUUUCUUUUCUCGUCAACCAUCGGAUCUAGUGACUUUCUUUUCUGGUUAGCCACCGGACCUAGUGACUUUCUUUUCUCGUUAGCCACCGGAUCUAGUGACUUUUUUUCUCGUCAGCCACCGGAUAUAGUGACUUUCUUUUCUCGUUAGCCACCGGAUCUAGUGGGUUUCGUUUCUCAUUAGCCACCGGAUCUCGUGGGUUUCUUUUCUCAUUAGCCACCGGAUCUCGUGGGUUUCUUUUCUUGUUAGCCACCGCAUCUAGUGGCUUUCUUUUCUCGUUAGCCACUGGAUCUAGUGGCUUUCUUUUCUCGUCAGCCACCAGAUGUACU